UUGACGACAGAAGUCAAAAUGAUGAAGAGAAAACUCCCAACUUCAAUCAAACUCGGCAAAGGAAAUGCUUGAAUCAAAUGAUCAGAGAAAGUUUUCACCUUCUUCUGAAUCAAUCAGUCGCUGCAUAGUCUCUUGCACCUUUGUAUUGCUCACUCAAUCUGCACUCUCUCUUGUUCCUCUCUUCUUCUCCGCCUCUCCUAUUCUUCUCCAGCUGUCACUAUCAGCUCUGCUACAAGUUCUGGCCGUGGGGUUCGGGAGAGUUUGCAGGCGGGUCACUGGACUCCGUGCCUCCGCUCCUGCUUUCGUCUUCUUCAACAUCCUCUUCGUUUGGGGUGUUUACAUUGCUGUUGUUCGAAAAGCCGUCUCACGCUUAGCAGAUAUUAUCUUUAAUGGGGAAAUUAUCAUGAUCGUUACUGGAUUAUGCAGUAUCUUAUCAAGUGAUCCGGGUUUUGUGGCUUAUAGUUCUACUGGUUCAGAUGAACUAACUGAAAGUUCAGGUUUCAAAGUUCAGUUUAAUGAUGAGAAUUCUCUUUCACAAAGGAGAGUAAGAUAUUGUAAGAACUGUAAAGCAUAUAUAAAGGGCUUUGACCAUCAUUGCCCGGCUUUUGGAAACUGCAUAGGCCAAAAUAAUUAUGCUUUAUUCAUGGUUCUCAUAGUUGGAUUCAUCAUUGCUGAAGCUUCUUAUCUGGUUUUCUCAUCUCAGUUUGUUAGAAAAUCUGGAUUUGUAGGCAGAAAUAUGCCAAAGAAUAACCCGCCUCAAGUUCUGGCAGUGAGCACAAUGCUAUUCUCCCUUCUUCAAGUGCUAUGGCAGGUGGGAUUUCUCAUGUGGCAUGUAUAUUGUGUGUGCUUCAACAUCAGAACAGAUGAAUGGAUAAACUGGAAGAAGUAUCCAGAGUUCCAGAUGAUAACUCAGUCUCAAUCAGCAGGAGAGAGCUUUACUACCGUACAGUUCAGAAACCCAUAUGAUAAGGGAAUUCUACAAAAUUUGAAGGAGUUUUAUAGGAUCCAUAUCUUCAAGGUAGCCGUGCAAGAGAUGGAGAUUUGGAGAAGCCAGAAUUUGGAACUUGAACUCAAGGGUAUUACUAAGCCCGUGUAAGAGCUUCUUAUCCACGUAGAAAAUGGGAUACGGAAUCAUUCCCUUUUGAGGUGAUGUGUCAAAUUGAAAUAGCAUACUGAAUUAAUCUCUUCUUAACGAAGCUGAUGAGUUCUAUAUAUCUACUGGCAAUCAGGGAAUGGUUGAUAGAUUGAAAUUGCUAAUGCUUGUACUUUUUUUUUGGGGGUGGGGGCAAAGCACAGUUUACUCCCUCUUCUGAUCUUUAUUACAGUUUGAAGUUUGUGUUUUUAUGUUUUUUUGUGAUGGUUCAGAAUUCUAUGGUCCUAAUUUUAUGUAAAACUAUUAAUUUUUUAGGCAAUAACUGCAUUUGUAUA
This is a messenger RNA of Carica papaya (papaya), 1428 nucleotides long. RefSeq lists its product as uncharacterized. Gene Ontology annotation, cellular component: endoplasmic reticulum; Golgi apparatus. Gene Ontology annotation, biological process: protein targeting to membrane; peptidyl-L-cysteine S-palmitoylation. Lineage: Eukaryota; Viridiplantae; Streptophyta; Magnoliopsida; Brassicales; Caricaceae. The record is from RefSeq and is a predicted model, not a curated record. Gene Ontology annotation, molecular function: protein-cysteine S-palmitoyltransferase activity.